Elaeis guineensis (African oil palm) is the source of this 2835-nucleotide messenger RNA. RefSeq names its product protein ANTI-SILENCING 1. Gene Ontology annotation, molecular function: RNA binding; chromatin binding. Lineage: Eukaryota; Viridiplantae; Streptophyta; Magnoliopsida; Arecales; Arecaceae. The record is from RefSeq and is a predicted model, not a curated record.
GCUUCGAAUUGCCCACCGCCGCAACCAGUGCAACCUAACGGAGGGCCUCUGAAAAUGGCCGACAUGUCAAACCACCUAGCUAGGUCCAGAAAGGUGCUAGAUGGAUAGACCCCCUAUCCUUUGCUGCUCCGUAUAAUAAAAGGGGCGGCAAAGCGGCAACUCUAUUCUUCUUGAUAUAAUCAUCAGCCGUCCGCCGACCAAUCCUCUUUCGCUUUCUUUCUCUCUCUCCGAUUUAUUUAUUUUUGUGGUACAAGAACUCGAUCUGGGAACUUGAACGGCGACGCAACGAGGGUUCGGCGCUCUACCACCCCAUCGUCCAUCUCCGUCUUUUCUCUAGAAGCGAAUCGAAGCUACACAGAGUCUCCCUUCGUCUCUCUUUCCCCAUCCGCUCUUGUUUGCUCUUCUCUCUAUUUUCCGGGGGAUUAUAAGUGCCGGAUUGUGGUUUUUGUUCGUUCUGGAGUGAUUUCUAUGGGGAUGGUUUCUUCUAUGAUUCGGAAAGGCUCUUAAGGACCACCAAUUUGAGCCUCAUUUGCUUCGGUUUGAAGCUAGUCAAGCAAUGGCUCAUUCGGAGGACCGAAGUAAUGAUGAUAUUCAAUUUCAUUGGGGUAAAAAAAGAGGAAUUGGUGGUACAAAAAGGGAUUGUCAAUUCUAUGAGUCAUUCACAUUUGAUAAUGUGAACUACUCGUUGUAUGAUUGUGUUUACCUUUCUAAGCAUGGCGAGCCCGAGCCGUAUAUCGGAAAGAUAUUGAAGAUAUGGGAACAACUGGGCCAUAAGAGAGUUAAAAUUUUAUGGUUUUUUCGCCCAAAUGAAAUUCAAAAUUAUUUGGGAGAUCACACGCCAUUGGAGACGGAGAUCUUUAUGGCUUCUGGUGAAGGUGUCGGUCUUUCCAAUGUCAAUGCACUGGAAGCCAUAGCUGGCAAAUGUUGUGUAAUCUGCACUUCAAAAGACGAGAGGAAUCGACAACCUUCCAGCGAAGAAUUGGCUAUGGCUGACUACAUCUUUUAUCGCACAUUUGAUGUUGGAAGCUAUGAAAUAUCUGAAAAGAUAGCAGAUAGAAUAGCCGAUGUUGAAGUUAAGUAUCUUUUAAACUGGAAAGAGGAUCAGAAGCCAAAACUUGAAGCAAAUGGUAAUGGAGAUCGCAAGCCAAAUAUUGAAGCAAAGUUUGAAGCAGUUGGUGGAGAUCAGGAGCCAGAAGAUAAAUCUUCAAAGAAAAUUGCAUUGGUUGAUGGCUCAGCCAAACCCUUGGAUAUGGCAUCCUUUGAGAAGGUGAGGCUUGGUGAGAAGAAAACCAACCCUUUGGAUGAAUCCUUGAAGAUGGCAUCUCCUGCUGUUCCGGCGGAUGGAAAUAAGAAGGCUGGCCCUCAAACACUGGGAGUAACCAGAAGACCAGAUCAGAAGUGGAAGGCCGAAGCAAUAUUUGAAGCAAUUGGUGAUGGAGAUCGGGUGCCAAAGUUUGAAGCUAUUGGUGAUGGAGAUCAGAGGUCAGAAGAGAAACCUUCAAAGAAAAUGAGAUUGACUGAUGGCCUAGCAAAGAACUUAGAUAAGGCAUCUUCUGAGAAGGCGAAGCUUUGUGAGAAGAAAACUGAAGCUUUAGAUAAUUCCUUGAAAAAGGUAUCUCCUGCUGUUCCAGCAGACAAAGAUAAUAAGGCUGACCCUCAAACAUUGGAAGUAACUAGAAGAUCAGAUGCGGAUAGAAGCAAGUGGUUCAAGGGACUUCCUUGGGAAGGAAGGAUGCAGAAAGCUGCUGAGCAAGGAACGCUUGUGUUUAUUGAGAAUUUGGACCCAUCGUAUACAUCAUCAGAAGUAGAAGAUAUCAUCUAUCAUGCUUUGAAACAAAGUUGCACUGCAAGGGUCAUUCCACAGGCUACAUUUCAAGAUCCUACUUAUGGUCAAGCAUAUGUGAUUUUUAAAACAAAGGAGGCUACAGAUCUGGCUGUUUCAAAGAUCAAUAUGGGAUGCUUAAUGCUACCAAAUGGAAGACCUCUUACUUGCAGAAAAGGCAUGUUAAUGGUGCCACAACCAAAACCAUCUACAUUAACUGGUCAUUUGUCUGUCAAACUCAAGCCCCAAUUGCAACGAGAGGAUGUGAAAAAGGCUGUGUCGACAUCACACUGUUCCCAGCCUAAUACAAUUGAAUAUGAGAUGGCCAUGGAUUGGAUUCUGGCACAAGAAAAAUCUGUUAGAUGGUUCCACCGUUUGUUUAAGGGGCAUGGUGAUGAGCAGAAACUAGGCAAGAAGAGCUUGAAGCACAAGUAAAGAAUUACUAAUUAUGGCGUCCUUCUGUAGCCACACACUUUUUCCCUGUUCCAGGUUGCUUAUUUCUCGAGGGUCCAAUGUCAAUCUUCAACUUUUGUUCGUGGAGAAUCUAUACUCCAGGCUUUUUUUGAUUCUGGAUAUGAGCCUGGGGUAAAUUGUUGGGAUCAUCGAGUAUAGUGGUAAUGAUUCUUCAGAUCUGUUCAAAAUAUGACAUGGCAUCUCUUAAGCCAGUCUGGGAUUGGAGGCCCUCUGUUUAGCAGCUGAAAAUGUAAUGACCUGAUAGUCCAGGACUUCCAAAUAUCGAGAUUAGCAUCCACCAUGUGUGGGUUGUAAUAUAACAUUUUGGUAGACCUGGUUACCCAUGGUUGGCCCCAUCAGCUUCAUUUAGUUUGUAUGAUUCGUGGUGGUUAGGCGUUCCCAUUUCCACCCUAAACGUUAUAUGAGCAAGGAGCUGUAAAAUUUAUGGGUCAUGAAUUAUGCUAAGAUUGGCAUGAUGCAGAUGAUUUAAAUUAUACAGAACAUAUGAGUGAAUGGCUGGCCAGUAAUAUUCGAUUGAACAAUUUAUUUUUAUCUCUGAA